Molecule: messenger RNA, 327 nt
Organism: Striga hermonthica
Lineage: Eukaryota; Viridiplantae; Streptophyta; Magnoliopsida; Lamiales; Orobanchaceae
Source: the annotation of a GenBank genome assembly
AUGGAAGCUCUGUUCUCGGAGUUCACAUUCCUGUCGGACCAGGCCCUGCGCGACAAGACCUUCGAUCCAUCCACAAUCGAGGAUCUCAUGAAGCUGUUCGAAGUCGAGGCGUACCGGGCUUGGGCCAAUCUCGAGCUCCAGGCGGAGAACGAGGCCCGAAAGGCCGACGACGAGGUGAGGGAGUCCGAGGAGUAUCUGGACUCGGUGAUGGACAGCGCCAUGGCCGAAUUCCGCCGCUUCGAGGAGGAGAUGGACCGAGCUGCCGCGGCCGAGCACGACAGCUUGGCCUUGGGGCACGGCGGGCUAACGGCGAAGGUGAGCCAAUGA